GCGCCCCGCGCUUCCGCCCGGCGUUCGGUGCCGUAGGCGGAAGCAGCGGCGCGGCCACGGCCAGAGGCGGGGGCUCGGGGGGUUCCGUGAGGGGCGAGCACUGCCCGCGGACACUCUCGCGAUCGGCGGCGCCAUGUCGGCGCUCCCGAGGAGCUACAACCCGUUCGCGGAGGACGAGGAGGAGGAUGUGGCGCCGGCGGGCCCCGGCGGGGCGGGCGGCGCGGAGCGGCAGCGGUACCUGCAGCAGGAGGUGCUGCGCCGCACGGCCGCCACCGCCGACAGCACCACCCGCUCCCUGUCGCUGCUCUACGAGUCCGAGCGCAUCGGCGUGGCCGCCUCCGAGGAGCUCGUCCGGCAGGGAGAGGCUCUGAAGCGCACGGAGCAGAUGGUGGAUAAAAUGGACCAGGACUUGAAAACGAGUCAAAGGCACAUCAACAGCAUCAAGAGUGUCUGGGGGGGCUUGGUAAACUACUUCAAAGCCAAACCCCCAGAGAGCAAGCCAGAGCAGAAUGGAGCCCCUGAAUACUAUGCUAACAGCAGGUUAAAAGAAGCAAUGAUGUCUAGUAAAGAACAAGAGUCAAAAUACCAGGAAAGCCAUCCAAAUUUAAGGAAGCUAGAUAAUUCAGACAAUGACUUCAACAAAGCAGAGUUAGUUUCUUCAGUGCAAAGUGAUGCCUACCCAAAGAACCAACAACUGCGAGCUUACCACCAGAAAAUUGAUACCAACUUAGAUGAGAUGUCCUCUGGGCUGAGUCGCCUGAAGAGCCUUGCUCUCGGCCUGCAGACUGAGAUAGAGGAGCAGGAUGAUAUGUUGGAUCGACUCACAAAGAAAGUAGAGACACUGGAUGUCAACAUUAAAAACACUGAUAGGAAAGUCCGACAGCUUUAAAGGAUUUUUAGAAUUUCUUUUGUUCAGUGUUGGUUCAUUCUGAAUGCCUCAUCUCAACCCAAUCUCUUAAAAACCUUGGGCAGUAUCUGUUUCUCCUUUUUUUUCUGCUCUGUUACUGGUUCUGUUGUCAUUAAAAUUACAUAGCCUUAAGUCAGCACAAUACUUUACAUUUCCUCUUAGUCUACAUGGGAAAAGUGCAUGUGGAGAGGAAUCCCCCAGCACUGGGUCAGGGAGCCCCCUCAGUUGUGUAACCACGUUGUGUGUGUGGAGGGAUUCACACUCCACAGAGCUGUAGUGUCCUUGGCUGGGAGUGUGAUGAGGAAAGGAACUGCACUUUUGCCUCUGUUUUGGGGAGGGGGCAGGGGAAACAGAAUGUGCUGCUUUGUUCAGAAGAAAUGUUGCUAAUUCUGUUUACCUACAGAUAUGUUAAAUUCAGAAAAAAUGCUGAUUUCCAGCUGCAAAAAUAUUUUUAAGUGACUGUUCUGCAGCAUUUCUGAGGCUUAAGGAAUGGACUGUUCUGUGGAAGUUGUAAAAUAUCAAGGGUGUCAUGCAGCAAUGGUAAUAUCCUGUGUGUGUUCCCUUUCCUAAGAUGAUUUUGCCCAAAUGGUGCAUCCACAAAUUGUGGUUUUUAUGUUUGGGUAACUAAAUGCUUUUGCUUUUACAGUCUUGUCAGUAAAGAUCUCUAAGGGUAUCUUCUGGUCUGCAAGAAAUGUUCAUUGACAGUGACCCAAAAUGUUUGGGUAACAAAAUCAGGACUUAAAUGUGUGUGCUCUCAAAGAUUCUUUUGCAGAAAUGGUCACCAUCUGUUUUUAAUUUUCUGCUGUUUCUCACCUAUUCAUUUAGGUGGUUAUUUGAAAAAUCAGCUUCCAUUUCAGAAAUGGAGAGUUGAUCUGAUAGCACAAGCAGAUUGUAGAAGACUAUUCUUUAGCAUUUAUUUCAGAUGUGAUUACAGCUGGAGCAGAUGCUGGGCUUUGCUAAUUAAUGUGAUUGUUAAGAAACUC
This is a messenger RNA of Melospiza georgiana, 1890 nucleotides long. It is a transcript of the gene SNAP29, whose product is annotated as synaptosome associated protein 29. The transcript has 5 exons. The coding region runs from base 134 to 889 and encodes 251 amino acids. Lineage: Eukaryota; Metazoa; Chordata; Aves; Passeriformes; Passerellidae. The record is from RefSeq and is a predicted model, not a curated record. Gene Ontology annotation, cellular component: SNARE complex; plasma membrane. Gene Ontology annotation, molecular function: syntaxin binding; SNAP receptor activity. Gene Ontology annotation, biological process: synaptic vesicle priming; synaptic vesicle fusion to presynaptic active zone membrane; exocytosis.